Ectocarpus siliculosus is the source of this 2764-nucleotide messenger RNA. The record is from the annotation of a GenBank genome assembly. Lineage: Eukaryota; Phaeophyceae; Ectocarpales; Ectocarpaceae.
UGGACGCUGUUGCUGUCUAAUCCCCACCCUUUGCGGAAGAAGGAAGCGCUACUACAUCAUGGGAAACUGCAUCAUCACCCCGCCGUCUCAGGUGGCCGUUAUCUCUGGCCCUGGUAAAUCCCGCAUGGUCAUCGGGCAGUGCGCAUUUCAAAAGUGGUUUAUCGAGAGGGUGGAGAUCCUGAGCCUUGAGCUGAUCACCUUGACAGUGAAGAGCGUGGAGGCCGAGACCGUGCGAGGCGUUCGCGUGACCGUCAGCGGAACCUGCCAGGUCAAGGUCGACGCAUUCACCCAACAGGACCUCGAGCAGAACCUUCCGCAGAUCACCUUGGCGUGCCAGCACUUCCUCGGCAAGACUGAGGAUCAAGUCCACCAAGCGCUUCUCCGGACUCUUGAAGGCCACCAGCGGCAGAUCCUCGGCACCCUCACCGUGGAAGAGCUGUACAAGGAUCGCGCCGCUUUCUCACAGCGUGUCCGAGAACACAUCCAGGAGGACCUGAACAACAUGGGCUUCGCGCUCGUGUCCUACACGGUGAACCAGGUCCUCGACUCCCAAGGAUACAUGGAAGCGCUUGGUGCUACUCAGACCGCCCUCGUCAAGCGCGAAGCCGCGGAAGGAGAGAGCAAGAACGUUUCAGAGGCCAAGAAGCGCGUGGCCGAAAACGAGAGCUCUGCCAACAUGGCCGAGGCUACCUACCGCGCGGAAGCACACGUCGGGGUGGCCAUGGAAGACGAGAAGCGGGCCGCGGCUGACCGAGACCUGGCCAUCAAGAAGGCGGCCUACAAGGCCGAGGUCAACCACGCCGAGGCCACCGCGGCGGUAGCGUUCGACAUCGAGAAGGCCCGGCAAGGGCAGACGGUGGUGCGAGAGCAGACGAAGCAGAGAGCCGAGGAGGCCCUGGUGAUGCUGGACGUGCAGGGUACGGAGGCCCUGACGAUGCAGAAGCAGAAGGAGGGUGUCUCGAAGGCGAUGCUCAUCGAGGAGAAGAACAAGGCCGAGGCCAUCCGCGCCAAGGCCGACGCCAAAGCACACGAGAUCAACCAAGUUGGUGUGGCCGAGGCCUCCGCCAUCUUGGCUAAGGGAGAGGCAGAGUCCAAGGUUCUUGAACUUCGUGGCGAUUCAUUCCAGCACUUCGGCAACGCCGCCAUCGUGCAAAGCAUCGUCGACAGGCUGCCCGACAUCGCCAGGGAGAUCGCCGCCCCUCUCGCCAAGACCGACAAGAUGGUGUUCAUCGCCGGGGAGGGCGGGGGCGCCGGCAGCCGGCUCACCCAAGACGUGGGCAGCAUUCUGGCGCAACUACCCGAGACUGUCGAGGCCUUAACUGGAGUGGACAUCACGAAAGGAUUGGACCGCAUGGUCGGGAGCGGAGGAGGGGGAACGGGAAACAGCAACGGCCACAUGGACCCGAAGCUUGCUGCCCUGCUGGGGGCGGCCGCCGCUAAGCAGAGGUCCCAGCCCGUCACGCCAGGAGACCACUAAGGAUCCAGUGCCAUCGACUAUAUGGCAGCAACAAGCUUUAGGGGUCCAGAGAUUGCUGCCUUCCGGAACACCUCACAACCUAGGCACGCUGAAAUUUUCCGGCCGUACAUGCAGCGCAGGGCGAAUAUUCUUCUGUCGACUCUGUGUGCUGCCUGCGUGCCCCUCUAUCGUGAGGAGGGCAUCCUGUUGAUCGGUUCAUGUGCUGCCGCCCUUCCUUUUUGCUUUUCGUGAGAGGCCAGGAAGCGACCGUGGGGGGGGAACACGCUACGUCUUCGUGGUACCCCUUCAUUGUGUCGGCUGUAAUUAUUCGGGUUGAACAUUAUCUAGAGGUCCGAGUCUACCGCUCUGUGUACCGAAUCUUUAUUGAAAACACUGCCGUUGAUUCCAAGUGUCUGGUAGAGACAGCAGAGACGAAGUUUACUGCCGUUUCUCAUGUAAUGUGUGUCUGUUUUGGUGAAGGCCAGGGUCGGCACAUCGCCGUGGCCAAGCAAACGAGCACGAUGAUGGCGGUUUCUAGCCCAUCGUUGUUGGACUUGGGAAGGGGGGCGUCUGUACGUUUUCGUAGAUGUUCAACGUACGUUGGGAAAUCUGUUCGCACGGAGGCUAGGGGCGGGACAUCGCCGUGGCCAAGCAAACAAACACGAUGGCGGUUUCUAGCCCAUCGUUGUGAGGCUUGGGAGGGGGGGCGUCUGUACUUUUCGUAGAUGUUCGACGUACGUUGGGAAAUGUGUUCGUACCUGUUUCAACAAUGCUUGUGCACUUUGUGACGUUUGCCUCCUUCGGAGUCAUGGAUUUGUAUCUGCCGUGUAAGGGUCUAGACUAUUGAGCUAUUUGUGUUUGCUGUGUGGUGGAGGUGGGUCUGUCGGGUCGAGUCAGGGAAAAUUGACUCCUGUGUUUGGUUGUGGGUGCGUUUGAGCCGACAUGCAGAAAUUGUUGCGCCUUCCCUGUCGUGUAUCGACGACUACAUAUAUGGAUGGAUGGGCGUUACGGGGAACUUUGGAGUCGGCGUUGCUUUUGGCACGUCCUCAGUUGCCGGCUUGUACCGUGUACGCUUGAAGUAAGGCCAUGUGCACGGGUUCGGGAGACUUGGGCGAGACCCUUUUUCAUUCGAAGGUGUAUCGCUUGAGUUUGGGGUGAAGAUCGGCGUGAGAAGAGGAAGUACGAUUGUCGGCGCACAUUGUUGGUACAGGAAUGAGUAAGCAUCGUGUCGUGAUAGCCUACAGGUGUUUUCACGGCAAUUCGACGAGAACUUUGACAUGAUAACAAAACACACCGAAAAUAUUUUUU